Molecule: messenger RNA, 1413 nt
Organism: Diutina rugosa
Lineage: Eukaryota; Fungi; Ascomycota; Pichiomycetes; Serinales; Debaryomycetaceae
Gene: SHM2
Product: glycine hydroxymethyltransferase
Exons: 1
Coding region: 1-1413 (470 amino acids)
Biological process (GO): tetrahydrofolate interconversion; L-serine catabolic process; folic acid metabolic process
Cellular component (GO): cytoplasm
Molecular function (GO): cobalt ion binding; serine binding; zinc ion binding
Source: RefSeq, a predicted model, not a curated record
AUGGCUUACAACCUUUCGGAAGCGCACAAGAUCCUCGUGUCGUCCUCGCUCAAGGAAUCUGACCCUGAAGUUUACGGUAUCAUUCAAGAUGAAAUUGACCGUCAAAAGCACUCGAUCGUUUUGAUUGCUUCGGAAAACUUCACCACCACUGCCGUUUUCGACGCUUUGGGGACCCCCAUGUGCAACAAGUACUCUGAGGGUUACCCUGGUGCUCGUUACUACGGUGGUAACGAAAACAUUGACCGUAUCGAAUUGCUUUGUCAAGAAAGAGCCUUGAAGGCUUUCCACUUGACCCCUGACAAGUGGGGUGUCAACGUCCAAACUCUUUCUGGCUCGCCUGCCAACUUGCAAGUGUACCAAGCCAUCAUGAAGCCCCACGACAGAUUGAUGGGUCUCGACUUGCCUCACGGUGGUCACUUGUCCCACGGUUACCAAACCGACACCAGAAAGAUCUCGGCUGUCUCAACUUACUUUGAAACCAUGCCUUACAGAGUUGACCUCGAAACCGGUUUGAUUGACUACGACAUGUUGGAAAAGACCGCUGUUCUUUACAGACCUAAGGUGUUGGUUGCCGGUACUUCGGCUUACUGCAGAUUGAUCGACUACAAGAGAAUGAGAGAAAUUGCCGACAAGGUCGGUGCCUACCUUGUCGUUGACAUGGCUCACAUCUCCGGUUUGAUUGCUGCUGGUGUGAUUCCCUCUCCUUUUGAAUAUGCUGAUAUCGUCACCACUACCACUCACAAGUCGUUGAGAGGUCCCAGAGGUGCUAUGAUCUUCUUCAGAAGAGGUGUGAGAUCUGUCAACCCCAAGACCGGCCAAGAAAUCAUGUAUGACCUCGAAAACCCCAUCAACUUUUCGGUAUUCCCCGGUCACCAAGGUGGCCCUCACAACCACACUAUCACUGCUCUUGCCACUGCUUUGAAGCAAGCUGCUACUCCUGAAUUCAAGGAAUACCAAGAACAAGUCUUGAAGAACGCCAAGGUUCUCGAACAAAAGUUCCAUGAAAAGGGCUACAAGUUGGUUUCUGACGGUACUGACUCGCACAUGGUGUUGGUUUCCCUCAAGGACAAGGGUAUCGAUGGUGCCAGAGUUGAAGCCGUGUGUGAAAAGAUUAACAUCGCUUUGAACAAGAACUCCAUUCCCGGUGACAAGUCUGCUCUUGUUCCCGGUGGUGUGAGAAUCGGUGCUCCUGCCAUGACCUCGAGAGGUUUGGGUGAAACCGACUUCGCCAAGAUUGUGGACUACAUUGACUUCGCUGUCAACUACGCUAAGGAUGUUCAGGCCAGCUUGCCUAAGGAAGCUAACAAGUUGAAGGACUUUAAGGCUAAGGUUCUCGGUGAAGAAGACCCUCGCUUGGUUCAAGUCAAGAAGGAAAUCUCGGAAUGGGCCGGUGCCUUUCCCCUUUCCGUCUAG